Molecule: messenger RNA, 2346 nt
Organism: Trichoderma aggressivum f. europaeum
Lineage: Eukaryota; Fungi; Ascomycota; Sordariomycetes; Hypocreales; Hypocreaceae
Exons: 4
Coding region: 1-2346 (781 amino acids)
Source: RefSeq, a predicted model, not a curated record
AUGGCAUAUCCCGAGUUCAGCGACCCCGCCACUCUUCUUAGAGAUGCCAUUUCGUUUGAUGGCGUUCCGGACGACCUGGUGCCCUUUGGCUUCGUCGAGUCUCGCAUACGGCAGCUCAACACGAUAUCGAGCAACGAUAACCUAACUGCCCAGCCAUACACUGCGAAUACGCGCGAUGCUGCAGACCCUUGCAGCCCAGUCUGUCCGCGGACGCGGGUCGAAGUGUCUGCUUCACCUCCAGUUGGCCAUUCGUACCCAGGCUUGAGGAUCAAUGACAACCAUAACGAUGACAACGGAGUUGCUUGGGAGGUUGCGUCGACAAGUGCUCACAUGUUUAACGUCAAGCCGAGCUUGAGAGCCUCUAGAUCGAGCAAUUCGUUGCGAUUGCAAAGUCCAACCCGAGAUCCAAGCAGAUAUCGCAGUUUAUACAGGUCAAACCAGACCGCCAACGAAGUCAAUGAUGCGAAAUUGGGAUCCAAGCUUUCCAGACGGUCUCACCCGAAUCUCCAAGCAUCGUCUUCAAGUAUUCGGACAAGACAACGCGCCCCCGAGAGCUCUAGAAAGGAGCAGCAAGAUGUAUUGGAAAUGUUUGACACAUAUGGGGUCUCACGGCCAGAGGGUUGGCUGUCGGAUGAGAAAGAUCGACAACGGGCAUCAGGGAUGAAAACCGUUCAUUGCAAGACAGAAUUGGUGAGUGGUCUGUCUACCAUCCUUCCAGGGGGCCAAGAGCACAGGCAAGACCAGCAGAAGCUGAGCCAAGGGACAUGGAACCAAGGGAUAACUCACAGCCGGAGCCUUGCCAAUCUAUCUGAGCCUGUCCUCGGUGCAGAGAAAAAUAAUCGGCUAUCUCAUUCUAAGAGCCGUGACUCUAUCACAGGAUAUCCCAGAGAAAGUCAGCUGAGACAUGCUGAGGCGGAAAGACAAGCACGCCAACAAUUUCGACAUGAACGCCGACAUCGCCUGGAGAAGUCCUAUAGCGAAAUGGCCAUCCCUGAGCAAUGCUCUGAUUGCCCGACUUGUCACGUGAACAGCGACCCUACGAGACACAGCAUCUGCUGCAUUGCUCGACAGUCUCCCUCAAGGAGGCAUGUGAUUGACCAGACGAAUAAAAGCACCGAAGAAGAGCUAGAACGCGAGAUUCUACCCGAGGAUACAAUUCGAGGCAAGGCCGGGGCGACUUCACAGGAGUCACGUAUUCAACAUAUGUGGCCGGAUAAUGACAAACAGACUUCGCCCCGACGAAGAAUCGACGAUCUUGGGAACAAAACGGCUACACAGACUCUGAAAGGGCUUCUCAGCCUGCACACUUUGGAUCAGGAUACUUUUUGGACUUGUUCAGAAGAUCCAGCAAUGUCCCAGAGUGUCACUCUGCCUCACACGCUCCAUGGUAACCAGGACACACCGAAAUCGAUUCUGGAAGGAGCUUCCCAUGAAAGCAUAGACUCGGUAGAAUUGAAAAAAUAUCAGGCAUCGCCAUCGGACAAGGCUAUUUGGAAAACUCCAACGAUUCGAAUCUCGCCAUCUGGAGCAGACAAUGACGUACCGGAGCUUCAGCAAGACGUCAGAUACGAUGAUCAGAUGGGAAACGCUGGGGGCCAACAACGCCAAGAGUUAUCACAUAGGGGCAUGGGAUCGCCUGUUAGAAAAGCAAAUGCUUGGACUCCGAAAGCAUCAGAAAAGGGGCUUGGAUCGCAAGAUUCGCUUAGGAAAGCCACCAGUCCAAGCAAGAGUCCCCAGAGAAACAUUGAGUCUUCCGAUCCUUCAACAUGGAAACAACAACUAAGAAAGAUCAACGACACACCGACAUUGAUGAGCAACUCCCCGAGCAAGGGGUAUACAUUGUCAGCCUCCGACUCUCAAAGAUAUCUUGGCCAGUCUGCAACGGCAGUUAACCCCGACGAAGGAACACUUCCCAGCUCAUCAGUCCCACACAGGAGUAUUGACGAAGAGCCAACAGCUACGGGAUACAAGGGUUUGGAAUUUACAAGCCGCUUCUCAAAGAGAAACCAGGCAGGAGACGUGAUGAAAGAGUCGGCGAUUCCUCCUGUUACCCCUAACAGCGAGUCCGAGAUUUCCCUAAGUCGCCACGUCUGCGAGUGGCGCUCACGGUAUUUGGGGCUUAGUGAUGCAUUCGAUAAGCUCAAAAUCGAGCUGGAUAUUGCGCUGGAACACCAAGCGAGCCAAGUCAUUGCUGGUGGGGAAUUGGGGGGUGUUUCUCAUCAGCAUCAAUACGAUGAUUAUGGAAUCGAGGGGUUGACCAUUAUUGUGCACAGACGAAGCAAGGAGGAUCUGGUCCUCAACACAGACCUGAGAGAAGAAGAAGCCGCUCAUGUGGAAGAAGAGUAA